This is a messenger RNA of Peromyscus maniculatus bairdii (prairie deer mouse), 2557 nucleotides long. RefSeq names its product somatostatin receptor 2 (gene Sstr2). Gene Ontology annotation, molecular function: neuropeptide binding; somatostatin receptor activity. Gene Ontology annotation, biological process: cellular response to estradiol stimulus; neuropeptide signaling pathway; cellular response to glucocorticoid stimulus. The record is from RefSeq and is a predicted model, not a curated record. Gene Ontology annotation, cellular component: neuron projection; plasma membrane. NCBI's taxonomy places the organism in Eukaryota, Metazoa, Chordata, Mammalia, Rodentia, Cricetidae.
GUGCCCAGGGGCUGCCACCCGCCUGGGCCAAUGCUAGCGGUGCAGCCACCGGCGCGCUCGCGAGGCGCCCGGAGCACCAGUCCGCUGCUGGGUGUCGAUGAUCUGCAGGCCAGGCUAACUCUCUCGGGGCCCAGGCUAGCUCUCUUAGAUGCCAGAGGGGCCUGUACGAGCCAGCCAAGGAAGCUGAGAGCCCAGGAGCCAAGCUGCUGCACUCACGGGCGCACGGCUGGGUAAAGGACAGCUUCUGAGUGCUGGAGAACCGAGAGCUCGUGGAAAGCAAGAUGUCCCCGUAGAGUCUUGGUUCCCCAGAGCCCACUGAGGUGAGAGGAAAAUCUCUGGGCUACUUGGUUCUAAACUGACUGAAAAGCAGCCAUGGAGAUGGCAUCUGAGCAACUGAAUGGGAGCCAGAUAUGGAUGCCUUCCCCAUUUGACAUCAAUGGGUCACUGCAGCCAAGCAAUGACUCCAACCAGACAGAGCCAUAUUACGACAUGACAAGCAACGCGGUCCUCACGUUCAUCUACUUCGUGGUAUGCGUUGUCGGACUGUGUGGCAACACGCUCGUCAUUUACGUCAUCCUCCGCUAUGCCAAGAUGAAAACCAUCACCAAUAUCUACAUCCUCAACUUGGCCAUUGCAGAUGAACUCUUCAUGCUGGGGCUGCCCUUCUUGGCCAUGCAGGUGGCACUGGUCCACUGGCCUUUCGGCAAGGCCAUCUGCCGGGUGGUCAUGACUGUAGAUGGCAUCAAUCAGUUCACCAGUAUCUUCUGCUUGACAGUCAUGAGUAUCGACCGUUACCUAGCUGUGGUCCACCCUAUCAAGUCAGCCAAGUGGAGGCGACCCCGGACAGCCAAGAUGAUCAAUGUGGCCGUGUGGGGCAUCUCUCUGCUGGUCAUUUUGCCCAUCAUGAUAUAUGCUGGCCUCCGGAGCAACCAGUGGGGGAAGAGCAGCUGUACCAUCAACUGGCCAGGUGAAUCUGGGGCAUGGUACACAGGGUUCAUUAUCUAUGCCUUCAUCCUGGGGUUCCUGGUACCCCUCACCAUCAUUUGUCUUUGCUACCUGUUUAUCAUCAUCAAGGUGAAAUCCUCUGGAAUCCGAGUGGGAUCGUCCAAGAGGAAAAAGUCAGAGAAAAAGGUCACCCGAAUGGUGUCCAUCGUGGUGGCUGUCUUCAUCUUCUGCUGGCUCCCUUUCUACAUCUUCAAUGUCUCGUCUGUGUCCGUGGCCAUCAGUCCCACCCCGGCCUUGAAAGGCAUGUUUGACUUUGUGGUGAUCCUCACCUACGCCAACAGCUGCGCCAACCCCAUCCUCUACGCCUUCUUAUCUGACAACUUCAAGAAGAGCUUCCAGAACGUUCUCUGCUUGGUCAAGGUGAGUGGUACGGAUGACGGGGAGCGGAGCGACAGUAAGCAGGACAAAUCCCGGCUGAACGAGACCACAGAGACCCAGAGGACCCUCCUCAACGGAGACCUCCAAACCAGUAUCUGAGAUACCUGGAAACACAGCGCGCGCACAUGUGCGCACACACACACACAAGCCAAGCCUGCCUCCUGGCAGUGCGCUUCCCCUCACCUGCUUCAGGCCUCCCCACCCAUCAGAGUUGGCUUCUAGAACAGACUGUUCUACAGGAGCCCAGUUCAGAGGACAGGAUUUGAGGCUGCUUGUCUGAGAGUAUAUCCCACUGAUUACGUCUCCCUUAAAGUGAACAUUUUCAUGCAGGCAGACAAUUCAAAGUCUGGAGAAGAGGACAUCCUUGCCUGGGUGUGAUGUUGAGGAAAGCAGCCGCCCAGAAGAAAUUGAAAAAAAAAGGAAAAAAAAAAACCUAAACUAAACCAAAACCCUGUGUAUGUGUGCUUAUACACUACGUAAUCUUGUGAUCUGAUAUUUACAUUUGUGUAUUCCUACCUAGUCUCUUCGGAGCCAGUACAUACAUGUCUUGUGUUUGCAAACUGAAGUAGCUAGUUCGUGUGUGCUAGUGUAGGUGAACAUUUACCAAAACACUGAACCUGAAGAAAUGAACCUGCCAUGACAAGCCAACCAAGUCUAAACUUCCGGCAUCUCUCUCACAUGGGCCUUUUCCAGACCCAGAAGGAGCAUGAGCGGUAUGUUAUAUGAUAAUAUGUUUUUGUAAAAAAAAAAAAAAAAGGAAAAAAUGGUGAAAGUAAGGUAUUUUUGUAUUCUUCUUCCUGGAGUGUUCCUAAGCUAUAUAAGCUUCUCGGCUCACGGGCGCUGCCUCUGAGCCGAGACAGUUGUUUCGUCCAUUUCACACAUGUUAGUCAGAGUAAAAAGAGAGAGAAACAUACUGUGAGAGUCAGAAUAUAAACACGAGUUUGCCUCUCAGAUGCAAUCAGUUACUCAUUUACCCCAAAGGACGGCAAGGGUUGUGGUCAUCGAGCACUGUGUGUGUCAAGACAAAGCAUGCUUUGUUAUCAGACUGGAUGUUUCUCUCCUCAAAUUGCUUUAGUUUUACUUAAGUAGACAUUGGGGAAGGGCUGGGAUCAGUGACCUGAAAGGCAAAAAAACAGACUAUGAUGCUUGUGGGUAAACAAUUUGCUCCCCAACA